Messenger RNA from Ailuropoda melanoleuca (giant panda), 867 nucleotides. RefSeq names its product AT-rich interactive domain-containing protein 1B-like. Lineage: Eukaryota; Metazoa; Chordata; Mammalia; Carnivora; Ursidae. Bases 73 to 867 code for a protein of 264 amino acids. The record is from RefSeq and is a predicted model, not a curated record. The transcript is spliced from 2 exons.
GCCGCGCUGUCCUCCUCCUCCUCCGCGGCGGCGGCGUCCUCCUCUUCCUCCUCGUCGGGCCCGGGCUCGACCAUGGAGACGGGGCUGCUCCCCAACCACAAACUGAAAACCGUUGGCGAAGCCCCCGCCGCACCGCCCCACCAGCAGCACCACCACCACCACCAUGCCCACCACCACCACCACCAUGCCCACCACCUCCACCACCACCACCACGCACUACAGCAGCAGCUAAACCAGUUCCAGCAGCAGCAGCAGCAACAGCAGCAGCAGCAGCAGCAGCAACAGCAGCAACAUCCCAUUUCCAACAACAACAGCCUCGGCGGCGCGGGUGGCGGCGCGGCUCAGCCCGGUCCCGACAUGGAGCAGCCGCAACAUGGAGGCGCCAAGGACAGUGCCGCGGGCAGCCAGGCCGACCCCCCGGGCCAGCCUCUGCUGAGCAAGCCGGGCGACGAGGACGACGCGCCGCCCAAGAUGGGGGAGUCGGCGGGCGGCCGGUUCGAGCACCCGGGCCUGGGCGCCCUGGGCGCGCAGCAGCCGCCGGUCGCCGUGCCCGGGGGCGGCGGCGGCGGUGCUGGGGAGCUCGCGGCGUCCGACUGCGCGGCCCGGGGCCCGGGGGCCUGGGGAGAGGGUCGCGCCGAGGGCCGGGACGCGCGCUGGGAUGGCCGGCCGCCGAGCACCCCCGCCUCGCCACCCCACCCCGGGCGCGGAGCCGCGCGUCCGGAGCCGGGGACUGCGCGGCGAAGAAGCGGUGUGGGCGCCGGGGACCGCUCGGCCGGCUUUUGUAACAAAAUCGGCGCUCCCGGCCGGUACGGUCUGGGGAGGAAUAUUGACUCCGUCUUCUCGGUUAGCGCCAACAAUAAGCUUUAA